UUGGGGAAUACUCCCUGACAAAGCGGAGCGCAUCCGCUUUGAAGACUGGCAGACUGCCUCGCAGUAGAUCGGUUAACUAUCAUGGGCUGCAGCUCCUGGAGCUACAGAUUGAGGUCAGUUUGGAGCCGGCAGGCACGCUGUGGGCGGGUCCCCGGGCGGGUUGGGUCCCACCCCAGUGGUUUCCAGCUUGCCCAGCGCAGCACCCCGCAGGCCUAAGCUUUCCCGGGGGAAUUCCGGGCGGUGCGGGCGAGCACUGGGGGCGGGGCAGGGCUGCUGCCUAUAAGAAGGGCUGCGCGCCCGCUCCGGGCCACUGGUUUGCGCUGUUGAAGCCAUGGCGCCUGCCUGCCUGCUUGCGCCGCUGCUGCUGCUGCUCCUCGGAGGCUUCCCCUUGGUCCCCGGAGAGUCGAUUCGAGAGACAGAGGUCAUCGACCCCCAGGACCUCCUGGAAGGCAGAUACUUCUCUGGAGCCCUCCCCGACGACGAAGAUGCUGGCGGCUCGGAUGACUUUGAGCUCUCGGGUUCUGGAGAUCUGGAUGACACGGAGGAGCCCAGGCCCUUCCCUGAAGUGAUUGAGCCCUUGGUGCCACUGGAUAACCACAUCCCUGAGAAUGCACAGCCUGGCAUCCGUGUCCCCUCAGAGCCCAAGGAACUGGAAGAGAAUGAGGUCAUUCCUAAAAGGGCCCCCUCCGACGUGGGGGAUGACAUGUCCAACAAAGUAUCCAUGUCCAGCACUGCCCAGGGCAGCAACAUCUUUGAGAGAACUGAGGUCUUGGCAGCUCUGAUCGUGGGCGGCGUGGUAGGCAUCCUCUUUGCCGUUUUCCUGAUCCUGCUGCUGGUGUACCGCAUGAAGAAGAAGGACGAAGGCAGUUACGACUUGGGCAAGAAACCCAUCUACAAAAAAGCCCCCACCAAUGAGUUCUACGCAUGAAGCUUCCUCCCGCGAGCGCUGCUUGGACUUAUUGGGGAGAGGAGUGGAGGGUUGUGGGUGGCGGGCGUUGGCAGAGAGCAGCAGGCACCUUAAUGCUGACUUGUCAGUAUCUCCAUCUCUAGUCACCUUUCUGGUGUCAGAAGAGAUGUGAUCUUCUACUGUGCUGCCUGAGAGAGAGAGAGAGAGAGAGAGGGAGAGAGAGAGAGAGAGAGAGAGGCUGUGUCUGUGUGUCUGUGUCUCAGUUGCUCUGGCAGAAAAAUGGGGUUAAACUUGCCCUUUCUGAAGGCAAGCCUAGAAUUGGGUCUUUUGUUGUCAUUGUUCCAAAUUUCCAGAAUAGAAUAUAGGACCAGUUUAGAUCCUGUAGUAAACAUGUCCCAUCUAUGACUGCCUUGAUUAUAGAGGCAAGGGGUUACUGUGUGAAUCCCGGCUCCCUUCCACAUGCUGUACACCCUAUCCAUCUGUCAGGAGCUGGGGCAAGGAGCCAGAACCCUCUGCGCCUUGAGAUGAGUCUGCCAUGAGAACUUGCUCACGCUGCAGAGUCUCUGUGGCGUACCUGGGGGCAUUCUAAGUCCAGUGACUUUUGAAAUUCAACCUUUUUUUAAAAAAAAAAAAUCUAGGGAGGGCGGGGUGAAGUGCUGAAAGCUCACACUGAAGUGUGUUUGUAGGAGAUUCAUAAAACUAAGUUUUUAAAUGGUUCAUUCCUUUAUGGGAGCGUCUGCGCCUGGGCUGAGUGUGGGGGAUACACAGAUGUUCUAUCUAGAACAUUUCCAUUGCAACAGCUAAGUUUGUGUUUCGUGGUUUUUUUAUGUUUUGUUUGUUUUUUGAAAAUGAGAGAAGAGUUGGAGAUAUGAUUUUUAUGAUUUUUUUUUGUUUUUUACUAUUUAUAGCUUCAGACAGGGCUGCUUUUCAUCUUUCUAUUGUCCCCCAUGUUUUUUUUUUUUUUUUUUUUUUAAUGCUCCGUGUCCUUGUUUUUGACCUUGGCCCUUCCUGAAGUUGCUUUAUCUUACGAAGUAGCUACAGGGUUCUAGCAGUUUCCAGAAUAUAAUGUAGGGGGAUAGCGGGAUAUUUUUGUUUGUGUUCUUGUAAUAUAUUAUCCUUCCUUGGUUCUAGAAGAAUAGAUAAAUAUAUUUUUUUAGGCUAUAGAAUGAUAUUACAGGUCCCAUGUUGGCUGGAUGGUUGCGUGAGUUUUCGUGUGGCUGAAGAGGCUGCUGCCCUCUUACCUUGCCCUGUUCCCGGUGCCUUCUUGCGAAUGAGCUAGAGUAGUUUAGGGUCCCUGACUCGAACCCUCACUGUGCCUUCUGCCGGGGAGGAGGGGCUCCUGGGCCUGCUUCCUCCAGGCGCUCUAGAUGCACAAUCCAAUACAGUGGCCUCGUGUGGCUGUAUAACUCGGUUCACUUCAGACUACGUGAUUGGAAGUCAUUCCUCGGUUGCACUAGCCACACAAAAUGCUCAGUCACCAUCCCCCGGGCACCGAGGGUUAAGCUGGUUUAGCAGGUCAUUGCUCAGCUUUGCUUGUCUCCCUGGGCAAGGGAAGGGGACCAGGAGAAAGGUGAUGAGGCCCCAGGGACUCCUGUCAUCUGGUACUCUCCCUCUUACAGAGGAGAGAGCUAGUGGCUUAAAAGGCCUGGGGUGGUGGGGAGAUCACACCACUCUCAACCAUACUCUGUUCCUGUGAGGCCCCCAUCACCACCUCCGUGCAGGGUCCUAGCUGGCUGGGUCCUCUUCUAGCCUUGGUGCCUGCUCCUUUUCUGCACCAUUCACACUGUUGUCUGUUACUGAUCUUUUUUUUUUUUUUUUUUGAUAAAAAGAUAAUAAAACCUGGUACUUUCUAGAUU
Messenger RNA from Mus musculus (house mouse), 2763 nucleotides. RefSeq names its product syndecan 4 (gene Sdc4). Gene Ontology annotation, biological process: negative regulation of T cell proliferation; ureteric bud development; positive regulation of extracellular exosome assembly. Gene Ontology annotation, molecular function: fibronectin binding; identical protein binding; protein kinase C binding. The coding region runs from base 332 to 928 and encodes 198 amino acids. Gene Ontology annotation, cellular component: cell surface; costamere; extracellular region. The transcript is spliced from 6 exons. The record is from RefSeq and is a predicted model, not a curated record. Lineage: Eukaryota; Metazoa; Chordata; Mammalia; Rodentia; Muridae.